AUGAGGGCGCUAGUGGUAGCCGGCACGCAUGGCGGCGUGGGAUGCACCUGGUUCACCCUGGGCCUAUUGGCGGCGUUGCGGCGUCGAGGCCUCACGGUGCAGCCUCUGCGACUCGGCCCAGAGCCACUGGACGCGGCGCCCUACGUGGCGGCGUGCGGUCGAGAGCCCAUCAAUCUCGACGCAUGGAUGGCCCCAGGGGACCUAACUCGCGCCUUGUUCAACCGGCGCGCGGCCGGCGCGGAUGUAGCGGUGGUGGAGGCGGCGGGCGGAGUGUUCGACGGGUGGGACGGCGGAAGGGCGGACGGCACGGGCAGCGCGGCGGAGAUGGCGAAGCUGCUGGGGGGGCUCCCCGUGCUGCUGCUCCUCGACGGCCGGUCUGCCGUGCGUUCCGCCGCCGCGCUCAUCCACGGAUUCACGUCCUUCGACCCGUCGCUCACGUUCGCGGGGAUGCUGCUCAAUAUGGUGGAGAGCGAGGCGCACGCGCAGUGGAUGUGGGACGCGCUCUCCGCCGCCGACGUGCGCCUGCCGCUCAUCGGCGCGCUGCCCUUCCUCCCGCACCUCUCGCUCUCCGCCAUCCUCUCCUCCCCCUCCUCCCCCACCCACUCCCCCCCUUCCUCUCUCCUCUCCUCCCCCGCGCUCCCCGACUCCCUCUCCUCCGCAUCCUCCCCGCCAGUCUCCCCCGGCCCGUCCCCCCAUCUAUUCUCCGCGCUAGCGGACGCUGUGUCGCAUCACGUGCACAUUCCGCGCCUCCUCUCCGCCUGCGCCUCCAUCCUGCUGCCUGCGCCGUCGUUUCCGCUCUCGUCCCCCGGGGGGGGCCCGGGCGGGCGGCGCAAGGUGGUGCGCAUGGGGGUGGCGCGCGACGCGGCGUUCUGCCUCGUGUAUCAAGAGAACCUGCUGCUGCUGCAGGAGGCGGGAGCGGAGCUUGUGUUCUUCUCGCCGCUCGUCGACCCCCUUCCGCCGCGCCUGAACGCCGUCUACCUGCCGGGAGGCCGCCUCGCGCCCUUCGCGUCUCGCCUCUCCGCCAACCGCCCGCUCCGCUUCGGCCUGCGCGCGUUCGCCGCGGCGGGCGGCUUGGUUCUGGCGGAGUCCGCGGGCACCGUGUUCCUCGCGCACUCGCUGCAGGGCACGGACGGCGCAGAGUAUCCUAUGUGCGCGCUGCUGCCCUUCACCGCGCGCGAGCUGCACGCGCCACCCCCCCCUUCGUACUGCCUGGUGCGCCCGUCCCUGGGCUCGCCGCUCUUCGACCCUUCUCUUGCGCCCAUCCGCGGGUGCCUCGUCGCGGUGGCGGAAUUCACCCCGCUGCUCAACCACCCCGCGCCGCCGCCCGCGCCCCCGCCGUUUCAGCGCCCCGAUCUUUAUGGCUUCCCCACGGAGCUCGCGUCCCCCUCCACCGUGCGCCGCGCGCAGCCUGCGCCCUUUCCCCCCAGCGACGCCAAGGACCCGCUCGCGGGCGCGGCGGGGGCAGCGGCGGACGGUUCAGGCGCGGUGCGGCGGGAGGGCGUGGUGGUGGGCGGCGCGGUGGCGUCGCAGGUGCACCUGUGCUUCGCGUCGAACCCCUGCGCCGCGCCUGCCGUCAUUCAGCACGCGCUGUAA
Molecule: messenger RNA, 1593 nt
Organism: Closterium sp. Yama58-4
Lineage: Eukaryota; Viridiplantae; Streptophyta; Zygnematophyceae; Desmidiales; Closteriaceae
Source: the annotation of a GenBank genome assembly